AGGAGUUUCCAGUCUCAAUGAAAAGAGUCCAGAUCUCACAGCCGGAUCCACAGACGCCUUCUGGAGCUUUGAUUCAUGUGCCACGUUACUUGGGCAACCUGCCGUUCAGAGUCUGGAAGAAGAUGCAGGACAUCGUCCAAAACACUCCUGUGAUUCUGGAUCCAAAUACGGCUCAUCUACGUCUCCUCCUGUCUGAUGAGCUGAUCAGUCUAAGUUGGAGUGAGAACAAACAAUCCGUUCCUAAAAAUCCAGAGAGAUUUGAUGAUUAUUAUUGUGUUUUGGGUUCAGAUGGUUUUAACUCAGGAACACACUGCUGGGAUGUGGAGGUUAAAGAGAGUUUAUGCUGGAGUCUUGGAGUAACUACAGCAUCAAACAAAAGGGGGUGUGAUUUCUAUAACACUGAUGUAUGGAAUGUGCAGUAUGAUCAGUAUGGACUGUAUGAAAGGUCUGGUUUUAUUGUUAAAAAAUAUCUUGAUCGUGUGAGAGUGAAUCUGGACUAUGACAGAGGAGCGGUGUCAUUCUCUGAUCCUGUAACUAACACACAUUCACAACCACCUUCACUGGCACUGUCUUUCCAUCCUUUGAUAGUUUUUCCUCUGUCAGGAUCUUACCGUUGAGUAGUCAGUAAACUUUACACCUGUAGGUCUGGAUCGCCCUGCUUUCAUAUUUGAUAUUAUUUAUAUAUCAAUUAGUUUUCACUUUUCUGUAGCAAUUCAGGGUUAUUUAUUAUUUAUCCCAUCAAGCCUAUGUGGUUUUAUCAACUCCCUGUUGUCUUAAAAUUCCUAUAUAUUUUGUCUUUGUUGGAACAAAUUCACUAAAAGACUCACUGAAAACUGAAAAGUUUGACUUAGUUUCAG
Molecule: messenger RNA, 857 nt
Organism: Labeo rohita (rohu)
Lineage: Eukaryota; Metazoa; Chordata; Actinopteri; Cypriniformes; Cyprinidae
Product: zinc-binding protein A33
Exons: 3
Coding region: 18-617 (199 amino acids)
Source: RefSeq, a predicted model, not a curated record